AUUGGAGAUGUACCCAUCCCUAAUCAGUUGGUCACAUUGGUUGGUGUAGACGGCACUGUGUACGAGAAUAGCACUUUGACGGACAGCAACGGUUUCUACGAGUUUACAGAUUUGCCCAAUGGAGAAUACAAAGUGACUGCUCCUGAUAUGGUUGAUGGAGUUGGAGAGCUUGUAGACUAUCCUGAAGAUCUCCAAGGUGACGAUGGUGUCGCCGAAGAAUCAAACCGCAAGAUAACUGACGCUGUCAAGGAUUAUACGGAGGUUAACUUCUGGUAUGAAGAUCUUGGUACGAUUUCUGGAACAACGACAGAGGAAGACACUGGCAAGCCUAUACCUCAACUUGAAUGUACCCUGGAGAUGCUUGACCAUAGGGGACUUGUCGACACUAGUUUCCCUAAGAGAACUGUUGCUACGCUUGACAACGGCACGUACGAGUUCACUGACCUGUCUACUGGCAUUUACAAGGUUAUUUGCCCGAAGUUGGCUGAGAACCCAGACGAAAAUUUCAAUGGAUCACUCAAUACAGGUCCCACUGAUACUGAUGGCAAAAAGGAGGAGCACAUUACUUCCAUCACCGAUACGAUUCGAGACAUAACUAAUGUGGACUUUAAGUAUCUACCAUUCGGCAAGGCAACCGGAGCCACUAUUAAUGGUCUCGACGGAACCGGAAUUAAGGAAGUUGUUUGUGUGCUAACCAUGGCAGAGGAUAGUCAGUUCUCCCAAGACGUCAUAUCUGGCGAACAAGGAAAGCUAGUAAUGGAGAAUCUUGUGGACGGAACUUACACUUUGGUCUGUCCUGUUGAAGUUCCCGGAGUGGGUGACAUCAGCAGUGGACCAGUUGACGGUGAUACAAUCCUUGCGGAGACAACCUUCACUAUCUCCCCAACUAAGAAGACCGCAGAUGAUCUCGUCUUUACAUAUCUAUCGCCUGGUAUGUUGCAGGGUACCACUUUGCUGGAAGGUACUACUAUUCCGAUCCCCAACGUUGUGGUUAUACUCGUUGAUCUAAACGGAGGUAAACCAAAUCAGACAAUGACUACUGGAGAAGACGGAAAAUACAAAUUUACUGAUCUCGAAGAUGGUAAAUACCAAAUCGUGGUUGAAGAUGAUGGAGUCUACACUCCUGAUGGUGCCGAUGCACCCGUUGAUGUUUCCAUCGUUGACGGUCCAGAGAAAACCGGAUUGGACCCCGAAGAUGACAAGAAAUCUGAUGGCAAAUCAGUACAGGAAAUUACACCCACCCAGCGCGCAGUUGAUAAGAUUGAUUUCUUCUAUGCGACACCAGGUAUUAUUUCGGGCACUAUCAGUGAAGAGAUUCCAGGUGCUAAGAAGGUUGCGAUCCCAGACGUCACUUGCGUGCUCAAGGACGGCAGUGGCGCAGUGAUUCAGAGUGCCACUAGUAAUGACGUUGGAUUCUACGAGUUCACUGAUGUAGAUGAUGGUCAGUAUACUGUAGAGUGCCCUUACACUAUAGACGGUGUAGGAAACAUCACUGCUGGACCCGACGAUGACGAACCAAUUGAAAGCACCACUGUGGUCAUUGGUCCCGACGACCGAUCCAUUGUGAAACAGGAUUUCGAUUACCUGGCGCCUGGAGAAAUCCGCGGAACGGUAUUGGAAGACAUUACGAAUGUGGGCAUCGAGAACGUGACCUGCGAACUGGUCAAUCUUACGGAUGGAUCAGUACGCUAUGCUGUAACUGACUCGAAUGGUGAUUACAAAUUCUCUGAUCUGCCAGAUGGAGACUAUUCGGUGAAGUGUCCCAAAACCGUUGACGACAACGGUGUCGAUAUGGUGAUCUCUGAAGGUCCAACCGAUCUGUUUGGAGAGGAUGGUAAGCCUGAAGAAACUGUCACGAAGAUCACGCCAGUUACAAGAGUCGUGGAUGAAGUUAUUUUCAAGUAUAUUCCAGAUCUUGGAACUAUUUCGGGUCAUACAUAUGUGAAGGGAACCAAUGGAAGCAUUCCGGAUCAAGUGGUCACUCUCGUCGGUGUCGAUGAGGGUAAUUCAUACGCGAAGGAAGUGAAAACCGACGCUAAUGGUCAUUACGAAUUCACGGACUUGCCUAAUGGCGAGUACAAGGUGACAGCACCCGAUAACGUUGAUACGGUUGGGCCCCUUGUGGACUCACCUGUUGAUGAUGACGGUGUUCCCCAAGAAUCCAACUGGGAAAUCACAACAGACAUCAAACUGGUGGAAGAUGUCGAUUUCUUCUAUCAAGAAGUCGGUAGCAUAAGCGGUUCUACUGUUCAACUUGCGGGUGACGUGCCUAUUGCAGGACAGGAAUGUACCUUGGAGAUGUUGGAUGAUAGUGGUGUGACGGACACGACGUACGCUACUAGAACUAGUAUCACUGCAGAUGACGGUUCAUACGAGUUCACCGAUCUGGAAAAUGGCGACUAUAAGGUCACCUGCCCGGAAAUGAUCGAAGUUGAAGACUUCCAUGGACCGAUUAGCACUGGUCCGCCAGACUUUGACGGUGUCGCUGAAGAGACUACCACUAAGCUCACUGAUGAGAAACGAAAUAUAGAGGAUCUGGACUUCAAGUAUGUUCCUUAUGGAACUGCAACAGGAUCAGUCAUUAAUGGCCUAGAUGACAAACCGAUUGCCGGAGUUACGUGUGUAUUACAGUUUGUCCAGCCCGACGGGCAAGUAUUCGCACGGGAGGUCGAAUCUGGUGAUGAUGGUAUGCUGACGAUGACAGGCUUGGUAGACGGAUCAUACACUCUAAGUUGUCCCAAAGAGUUGCCCGAAGGUGACAUUAGCAGUGGACCAGAGGACCAUGACGAUUUGGAAGAGGUUACAUCAUUCAUUAUAUCGCCUAAUAAUAAGGAUGUCACAGAUCUAGAUUUUGUCUAUUUAGAGCCCGGAACAAUUGCCGGACACACUUAUUUAGACGGCACAACAAUCCCUAUUCCUGAUGUUACAGUCAUCUUAGUCGAUCUUGACAAUGCAGGUCCGAAUAAGACCGUGCAAACUGACUCCAAUGGUCGGUAUAUAUUUGAGGAGUUGGAAGACGGUAAAUAUCUGAUCGUUGUUGCGGACGAUGGAUCAUAUGUUCCCGCCGGUGAGACUGAAGCUGUGGAUGUCUCAAUCGUUGACGGCCCUGUGGUGACAACCAUCGAUCUAGUCGAUGAUAAGAGAACGGAUGGUAAAUCCGUGAAGGAGAUCAACGAAACUAUUCGCGCAGUGGAUAACGUCAAUUUCGAGUAUGCUCCACCAGGAGUUGUUUCCGGUACCAUCAGAGAAGACAUCUUCGGAAACGACAAUGUUGUGAUUGAGGGCGUCACGUGUACGCUAAAGGGUAUUGAUGCCGAGACGCAAGGUCUGGAUUAUUCAGCAACCAGCAACGAAGAUGGUCUAUUCGAGUUCACCGGUAUAGCUGAUGGUGAAUUCCUACUGGAGUGCCCCAAGAACGUACCUUCUGUGGGUGACGUCAGUCAGGGGCCUGAUGAAGAUGAGCCCAUCGAAUCGACUGUGGUUACUAUUUCGCAGGAAGAUCGAUCUGUCGUCAACCAAGAUUUCGAGUAUCUGCGACCAGGCAAGAUAGGAGGUUCUGUUGUAGAGGAAGGCACUAACACCGGUCUCGAGGGUGUCGAGUGCAAGCUCGUUAAUCUCAGCGACGGUACUGAGACUUUCGCCAUCACAGAUCAGUUCGGUAAGUACAGCUUCGAUAAUCUUGCUGAUGGCCAAUACAAGGUUGAAUGCCCCACUUCUGUCGUGGAUGACAAUGGCGUUAAUCGAACUAUCAGCCAAGGACCGACGGAUAAAUUGGUCGAGGAUGGACUUCCUGAGGAAACCGUGGUAGAAAUCACACCAGUUGUGAGAGAAGUGUCCGAUGUGAUUUUCGCUUACACGCCUAUUCCAGGUACAAUCUCUGGUCAUACCUUUGAGAAAUUAACUGGGGACGCCAUUCCAAGUCAGGUUGUCCUGUUGGUAGGUAUCGAUGGAACCGUUUACAGUGAUUCAGCAGUCACUGAUGAAAAUGGUUUCUACGAAUUCACGGAUCUUCCGGACGGAAAGUACAAGGUCAUCGCUCCGAAGGAUGUUGCCGCAGUAGGAGGUCUUGUUGACUUCCCUAAGGACAAUGAUGGUGUACCAAGCGAGUCAACUCGUUCAAUCACACCUACUGUGAAGAAACACGAAGAUGUCGAUUUCUUGUACCAGGAACUUGGUGUCAUCUCCGGUUCCACUGUCGAGGAGACUGCUGCUGAAGAACCUAUUGAAUUCCUCAUUUGUACGUUGGAUAUGCUUGAUGCAAACAACCUGGUUGUUGGUACCUUUAGUCAACAAUCGGCAGCUACAAAAUCUGAUGGCUCAUACGAAUUCACUGGAUUGUCAGACGGAAAGUACAAGGUUACCUGCCCGAAGACAGCCGACACCGAAACAUUUACAGGACCCUUGGACGGAGACGGUAAAGUAGACGAACAUUCAACGGCCAUCACUGAGCUGGUUCGCAAGGUUGAAGAUCUGGAUUUCAAGUAUUUACCGUACGGAACUGCGACUGGAUCCACAAUAACUGGAGUAGACGGGUCCGGUAUUUCUGACGUUGUUUGUACUUUAACUAUGGCCGAGGACAGUACUUUCACAGAGUCUGUAACGUCGGAUGCUUUAGGAGGUUUGUCUAUGACUGACCUAGUCGAUGGUACUUACACUUUGACUUGUCCUGUUGAAGAGCCAGGAGGUCGUGUCAUAUCUAGUGGUCCUAAUGACUCUGAUAAUAUCAUCGCUGAGACCACAUUCACUAUUUCCCCUACCAAGAAGACGGUAGAAAACUUGGUUUUCACCUAUCUGCCAACUGGUACCAUUGCUGGUACCACUUACUUGGAGGGUACAACUAUCCCGAUUCCCGGAAUCACAGUUACCCUUGUACCAUUGGAUGUUAGUGACCCUGUGGAGCAGACUACCGUGACAGAUGCAUUCGGUGAUUACCUCUUCACCGAUUUGCCCCAAGGAGCGUAUUUGGUGGUUGUAGAAGAAAUCGGCCAAUACGAGAGUGCGGCAGCAUCAGCGGAUGAUCCACCAAUCGUUGUUGGGCUUGUUAGCGGUCCGGAUGUCAAUGAGAACGAUCCGGUGGACGACCUGAAAACGGAUGCAAAGUCUGUGCAAAAGCUCAGCAGCACCGUAAUGGCAAUCAACGAUGUCGAUUUCGAGUAUGCACCUCCAGGUAUCAUUUCUGGUACUAUUCGGGAGGAUCUUCCCAAUGGAGAGACUGUCGUGAUUCCUGGAGUCACUUGUUCGCUGAAGGAUAGUACUGGCGUGGAAGUACAGACGGCCACUUCUGACAGCAAUGGACGUUUCGAAUUUACCGAUGUCGACACCGGUGAGUACACUCUUGAAUGUCCUAAGAAUGUCCCAAGUGUGGGAGACGUAAGUAGCGGGCCUGACACUGAUGACAUUCUGGAAUCGACUACGAUUGUGAUUGAAGGCGAGAAUCGUACAAUCGUUAAGCAAGAUUUCGAGUACAGGAAGCCCGGCACAAUCGCUGGUGCCGUGCUCGAUGAAACCACCAACCUACCUAUCGCCGAUGUUGACUGUACGUUGAUCGCAGAAGACCUGUCUGAAACGACAGUUGCAACAGAUGCAGCUGGUAACUUCAUAUUCAACGGUCUGAAGGAUGGAAAGUACACUGUCCGUUGCCCUCUAGAAGUAGACGAUGGUAGAACGAUCACUACUGGACCCGCUGAUUCACUCGGCGAGGAUGGUAAGAUCUACGAAACAACAGUCGAGCUUUCUACUACCAACCGGGACGAAGACGAUUUGAUUUUCAAGUAUCUUGAACCCGGAUACGUGUCAGGAAAGUGUUAUGAUACUUCAGAUCAAUCUCCGAUCUCAGACCAGGUUUGUACACUAAUUGGCACAAAUCCAGUUGGUUACUCAGAAACCUUCAAAACUGGAAGUGAUGGUACUUUUGAGUUUACUGAUGUGCCCGACGGCUCAUACAUGCUAGAGUGUCCAACCAGCGCUUCGAAAGACAGGGAAUUGACCGAAGGACCGUCGGCGACAGGUUUGAUGCAACAAAUGCCAAUUGCGCUUUCUGCUAUGUCCUCACGCACGAGUUUGAACAAUGAUUUCGGAUAUUUUGCCGAAGAAAUUAUUAUUGUGCCUUCUCCAUCACCAACUAGUCAGCCCUCAGCAUCGAGCCAAGCUUCAGCGUCUAGCCAACCUUCACAGUCUAGUGUAGCAUCUCAAUCGAGUGCUCCGUCACGUACCAGUGUAGCAUCUCAAUCGAGUGCUCCGUCACGUACCAGUGUCGCUUCACAAUCGAGUGCUCCUUCCAGAUCCAGCCAGCCUUCGGCUUCCAAUCAACCGUCGCGAACUAGUGUGCCUUCGUCGAGUAAUUCACCGAAUCCCAAUGCUGUCGAUCCAGUGUUACCUUCUUCGGAUCCGACAAGAGCAGCUCAGCCGUCGCAGUCUAGCGUGCCUUCGCAGACUAGUCAGCCCUCGCGAACUAGCCAGGCAUCACAGUCGAAUGCGCCAUCGAGAUCGAGCCAGCCCUCAAGCACCAGUGCGGCCUCACAGAGCGCUUCACCAGGUCCAUCGCAGUCAAGUGCUCCAUCUCAGAGUACGUCACCCACUCAAUCGAUCGCUGCCUCGAGGUCGAGUCAACCAUCGACAUCAUCGCAGCCUUCGCAGACCAGCCAGCCCUCGCGUUCCGGCUCGCCGGCGAUUGGAGUGAGUAACCCACCUGAAUCACCGGCGGCGACACGGUCCAGUCAGCCCUCACAGUCCAGUGCGCCCUCGCAGACUAGCCAGCCCUCGGCUUCAGGAACAUCUCAGCCAUCACAGACGAGUGCUGCAUCGCAAUCUGGCGCUCCUUCGCUGAGUGGCCAGCCCUCACCGACCAGUCAACCGUCGCAGACGAGUAUUGCGUCAUCAUCGAGUGCCCCAUCACAGUCCAGUGCCGCGUCACAGUCUAGCGCACCAUCGCAGUCUAGCGCACCCUCGAGAUCCAGCCAGCCUUCGGCUUCCAAUCAACCGUCGCGAACUAGUGUGCCUUCGUCGAGUAAUUCACCGAAUCCCAAUGCUGUCGAUCCAGUGUUACCUUCUUCGGAUCCGACAAGAGCAGCUCAGCCGUCGCAGUCUAGCGUGCCUUCGCAGACUAGUCAGCCCUCGCGAACUAGCCAGGCAUCCCGAUCUAAUGCUCCGUCAGCGUCGAGUCAACCGUCACAGACUAGCCAGCCAACUCGGUCAUCUGACCCAUCGAGCUCGGCUCAAGCGUCGCCAACUAGCCAGCCGUCGCAAACUAGUGUGGCUUCACAGUCUAGUGCCGCGUCGCCCGGUGCCGAUGUCGUGCCUGCUUCUCCCGCUGCUACUCGUAGUUCUCAGCCGUCGCAGUCCAGUGCUGCGUCACAGUCAUCAGCAGCUUCGCUGUCUGCUGCCGCUAGCCCGUCUUCAGCUGCCUCUCGAUCGAUUGUACCGUCGACGUCUAAUCAACCUUCGCAGACGAGCCUGCCAUCGCAAUCAGGAUCUCCUGCCCCAGGCGUUUCUUUCGUACCAGCGUCGCCGGCGGCUACCAGGAGUUCUCAGCCAUCACAGUCGAGUGCGGUGACUCCCCAGGCUUCUGUUUCAAGUGCACCUUCUACAUCGAAUCAACCUUCGCAGACUAGCCAGCCUUCACAGACAGGUUCGCCCGCGCCAGGUGUUACUAUCGUACCAGAGUCGCCUGCGUCCACCAGAAGCUCUCAGCCGUCACAGUCUAGUGCUCCAUCGCAAUCGCCGUCCAGCCAGCCGUCUUUGAGUAGUCAACCUUCACAGACUGCCUUGUCGACUGUUGUACCAGAUUCGACGGCGCCUAGUAGAACUGCCCAGCCAUCUCUGACUAGUCAACCUUCGCCAACGAGCGAUCCAUCACGAAGCAGUGAUCCUUCGCGAUCUAGCCAGCCCUCGCAGACUAGCCAACCUUCUCAAUCAGGUUCGCCAGCGCCAGGUACUUCGUUUGUGCCUGCGUCACCGAUAGCUACCAGGGAUCCACAGCCUUCGCAAACAUCUGUACCAACUGCGCAGCCCACGAGAGAUGCACAACCGUCGAGCUCAACUGCUCCAUCGCAAACGAGUUUGGCUUCGCAGUCGAGUGCGCCCUCCGUUUCAAAUCAACCGUCGCAGACUAGUGUGCCAUCGCAUGUGCCAUCGCAGUCAGUGUCGCCGGAUCCCGAACUUCCGGUUGUGGAGCCCACCGCGCUGCCAACAAGAGACCCACAACCGUCGCAAUCCAGCGUUCCGUCGCAGUCUGCUGCACCAACGACACCGGGGGGAGCAGCUACACCCAUAUCCACUGUAGCGGCAACGCCCGUAUCCACUAUAGCGGCGACACCCUUAUCAACUAUAGAGGCCACACCUCUAUCCACUGUAGUGGCUACACCCCUAGCUACUGUCACACCUGUGGGACCUGUUGUGCUUGGUCCGCCCGGAGAUAUCACUGGUACCGUGGUCAGUACAGUGAGUGGACCUAUCCCUAACGUGGUGGUAGCCCUCUUUGACAAGGAUGGUGAGCUUUUCGAUGAGGUGCUAACUAAUGAUGAUGGGGUAUAUCUAUUCGAAGAUCUUCCCGUAGGACCAUACAAGGUUGUAGUUUCUGAGACUUACUUCGUUGAAGGUGAAGACGGUAUGGUCGAGGUUCUGGUGAAGGAUCCAGAUGGUUUCGUAGACGGACAAUUCCAGACCAACGUCAUUGCUGACACAGUCACAGAUGUCGACGAGUUCGUUUAUUCGCCUCCAGGUUCCGUAAGUGGUAGUGUGUACUCUGUCGUGGGAGAACCUUUGAGCCCUGUAUCGCUAGUUCUAAUCGACACUCAAGGAAGUGUCAUACAAUCUACGGAUACAGUGGCAAAUGGUGACUACGUCUUCGAAAAUGUCCCUGUUGGUGACUACACCGUGAAGGUCAGUGAAGAUGACCUUCCAGAUUACUUCCUAUUCGACGAUGUCGAUGAUGUCACGGAUGGAGUAACACCCGCGAUUUUGACCGAAGAAGAACCGAGCAAGGGAGGACUCGAUUUUAUCUUUGACACGUUAGCCAAUAGAACACCCGGAGGAGGAGAAGGUGUCGGUGUUGUAACUCCAGUUGUCACGCAAGGAACCGUUGGCGGUGUCAUUGUUGACGAAUUCGGAAAUGGAGUUGCCGGAGUACCAGUAUCGAUUCUCAAACCCGAUGGUUCGAAUGUAACGGCUGUUACUAAUAGUAUCGGAGAGUUUGUAUUCCUUCCCAUGCCCCCUGGCAAUUACUCCGUGUCUGUACCUACCGAGUAUGAGAUCAGACCAGGAGUGAUUGGCCUUAUCGCAGGUGAUCCAGAUGCCGUCACAGACGGUUAUACCGAAGUUACUAUCGGUGUGGACGGUACCGUGCCAUACUUAGACCGGUACACAUACGCUCCCUUGGGCGAUGUAUCAGGAAGUGUUAUCAAUACUCUGGGCGAACCUUUAGAAGACGUUGCUGUUCAAUUGAUGAGCGAAGGAGUUGCUAUCUUCGAGACGACUACUAAUCAGAAUGGUGCAUACUCUUUCGCUGAUCUACCCGACGGCAGCUACGAAGUUGUUGUUGAUACGGAAGCAGUUGAAUUCCAUCGUUUCGUUGCUGAGGCAAACCCUCAAAGCAUAGAGAAUGACGGAAUGGAUGGUCGUAUUCCCGUUGCUAUGGUGGGUGGCCAGGCUGUCGGCGGAGCUGACUUUGCUUAUCAGAAAGGAGGCAGCAUAUCUGGUGUCUUGUCGAGUGUGGAGUCCGGAGCUGGACUAGGAGGUAUCGUUGCAUACCUUUACGAUUCCAAUGGUAACGUUGUUGGUUCGGGUGUCACCAACGCAAAUGGUUUCUAUCUCUUGGAAGGUGCUAGCACUGCCGGAAAUUACUGUAUCAAGGUUGAAGAAGACAUUGAUGCACCCUGUGUGGCCGAGGCCACUGUCGAAGAGGACGGCGGUGCUAUGCAAGUCGGCGUUGUUGCACUUGUAACUGACGGAGUCGCGUUCACUGGAGUGAACGGACAAGUUAUGUUCGGACAAGGUGGUGUUGUCGUCGGAAAUGAAUCCAAUAGUGGAGGAAGUGGGUCUGUUCUGUCUGGUGUCAAUAUUCAAUCCACCGUAUUGGCUCAGCUGCCACACCCAGGAUCUAAUGUCACUUCCGUUGAGAUCGAGAUGGUCAUUCCUGAUGGUUACUCUGUUAUUGAGGGCGUGAGUGGUACUACAACCAGCGGCGUGUCCGGCACCGUGCUUUCCACUGCUCUCGGAUCGGUUACUGGCUAUAUCACGGACGGAUUAACCGGCGCUGGUGUUGCUGGUGUGUCGGUGUCUAUCACCAACGCGGAAGGUAAUGUGAUCUCAGUCGUCACCGAUUCGAAUGGUCAAUACAUUUUCGAUAACCUCGACCAAGGUAUUUACCAGGUUACAAUUCCAGAGGUUAUUGAUGGUAACGUCGUAUCCACUGGUUCAGCCGUCACCGCUGUGGAAGUCACUAAUGGACAGGUCAGCUUAAUGGGAGGUGUAGAAUUCGGACCUCCAGGAAGUGGUUCUGGACGCCUUUAUCUGCUUACCAACGAAGUUGCUCUAGGCGAUGUACCGGUUGUACUUCUUGAUGGUACUUCAGGUGUGCAGUUGAGAGAGACCACCACUAACAGUGAUGGCUACUAUGUGUUCCCUGACCUUACUACUGGUAGCUACAUCGUUAAGGUGCCCUUGGAAGCCGGUACUCCGCUUUUCAAGGAAGAGAGAGCUGACAACGCUGUCGAUGGACAGUCCGCUUUCUCGCUCGAAACCAACACAGAUUCUGUCUCGUCGAUCGAUUUCAUGUACUUUGAUCCUAGCCUACCAUACACUGGAGGUGCUUUGAUAGGGUACGUUUCUAUGGCGAAUACUGUCGGCGGUCUUUCCGGUAUGGUUAUCACCGUAACAAGGGAGGCUGAUGGCAUGCAGUUCUCUACUGUAACCAACUCUGACGGCCAAUACAAAUUCGAAUACUUAGAGGCCGGUGUCUACACAAUGGAAGCACCUACUCAGAUCACGCUACCUAACGGUGAGCAGAUCACACUCACUCAGGAUCCUGAUCAGAUUCUUGACGGCCAACACACCGUUGAGAUUACUAGUGGAGAUAUGGAGGUGGAAGGGUACUGGGCGUAUUCUAACAGUGAGUUCGUGCAGGAUGUCGGUGGAGGUAUGCCUGAGAAUUGGUAUGUCUGCUCUCCUCAGUGUGGCGAAGUACCUGACGGCGAUGUUUGUAUCCAGAAGAUCUGCUUAGAUGUGGAAGGUUGUGAUAUCACUGGUACAUACACCAUUGAAGACAUUCCACUCAUGUGUACCAGACCCUCUGGGGAGUGUCCCUCGGAUAGUGCUAUGACUAAUGCCGUAGUAUCACUACAAACUGAGAAUGACCUGUGCGAUGCUUCCUUCGAAAACGAGAACUUGUUCAAUGCCAGGAUGCAACAGUACACGGACGGAUCUUACUUGGUCGAGAAACCAGACUUCCAAGUGACCUUCGGACUCCUUUCGUACUGGGAAGUACAGCUUUCAGCUGCGGAAGGAGGUCUUCUUCUUGAAGAUGCAGAAAUCUUCAGUUUUGAGCGUGCCGUCGGUGUAGGUGGCGACUGUACUGGUAUUCUAUUCAACAACAAUCUUGAUGGGCUCAAGCAGGCAUUCAGCUCAAAGCCUGAUAAACAAACACUCCGUCUCGUUGUCCCGGUAUCAUUCGCCCUAGUCUGUCCUACUGCAGGCAGUGAACAAGCGGAUGUCGAAAUCGUAAUGGGCACAAAGCUGUCGUACAUCGGCACCGGUGGCCGUCGUCGUAGUGCCAUCAUGCACUCCGUUGUGCGCCGUGAAGUUGCCAACAAGAACGUUCCCUUCACAAUCGAUGUCGAUAUCAACCCAAGUGACGUGAACGACGCAGCCGCCAAUGUGAAUGGACCGGGUGAGAAGACCAUCACGAUUACGGAAGAAUCUAAUGAUUCGCUGAUUAUCAUCGCGGCCGCCAUCGGCGCACUACUAUUGUGCUGCUGCUGCUGCUUGCUAUUCGCGCUUCUGUUCUUGUACGCCCGCCGAAGAAAGCAGAAAGAGGAUCAGAAUCGAAUCAUGGUUCGCCCCGAGUACAAUACAUCAGGCGCUACUAUGUAUAGUGCGUCCAUGGCACCUUCCUAUGAUGGCAUGACGAGCCAGAUUUCCAGUGGAUGGUUGAGUGGCAAUCAGAGCCAAUACAACACCUCGCAGAUGAGUGGUGACACAUUCAAUACUGGAAGCAGAACUGAUCACUUCAGUGGCGCUUACAACAUGUCGCAAACCAGCCAAGGAUUGGAUGGAUACAGCGGCAACGAAAGCAAUGCAGGCAUGUACGUUGCCGAGCAGCAAUACCACAACGACGGUCAGUCGCAAAUCUACCAUGAUGAUAAUGCUAGCGGUGUGGAUGUAGAUUCAGCCAAUCAGCCGUAUUAUUAUGGUAAUGCGGAUGACCAAGGACAAUACUACCAGGGUGGAGAGUAUCAGGAAGGAGGAGAGUACUACGAAGGUGAGGAACAUAUUGACGGCAGCUAUCCUGAAGAAGGAGCCGAGUACUACCAGGGAGAGAACGGAGAACAACAGUACUAUCAAGAUGACGGUUCCAUGGGACAAGAAGGUCAAUACUACGAAGACUACCCAGCCGACGAUCAACACAGCCAAACUGGCUCACAGGAUCAACAACACGAGAACGGUGCCCAGCCCCUAGAAGAUCCCCGUAUUGCCUCAAAUAGAUACAGUUCUUACGGCAACACGGACGAUUUCUCGUCGGUGUAA
Molecule: messenger RNA, 12741 nt
Organism: Sphaeroforma arctica JP610
Lineage: Eukaryota; Ichthyosporea; Ichthyophonida
Exons: 7
Source: RefSeq, a predicted model, not a curated record